Messenger RNA from Gigantopelta aegis, 1688 nucleotides. Its product is annotated as KRR1 small subunit processome component homolog. NCBI's taxonomy places the organism in Eukaryota, Metazoa, Mollusca, Gastropoda, Neomphalida, Peltospiridae. The transcript has 11 exons. Gene Ontology annotation, cellular component: nucleolus; small-subunit processome. The record is from RefSeq and is a predicted model, not a curated record. Bases 362 to 1420 code for a protein of 352 amino acids. Gene Ontology annotation, molecular function: RNA binding.
ACAGGUACCGCUCAGCAGGCAAUUCCGACAUUCCGUGAUCACGACUAGCACGCGAACUCGUCACUGCCGACGUGGACACUGACAUCUUGACCAGCUUCGACGAUGACGUGCCGAUUGAAGACUGCACAAACGAGUGGGAGAGAGAACUAGUGGCCAACUUCCGUGGGGACGAAAUACCCAAUGACGGAAGCGACAACGAAUCCGAACAAGAUGUAUCUGUUCCGGGAAACGAUCUCAGCUAUCCUGGCGUGUUGAACAUGCUUCAGAUUUUAAAGGACUUUGCAAUACAGAAAGAUGAACGUUUCCUAUUGCAUGUACAGGAAUUAGAAAGUUUAACGCAGGCAACCAUUGUUAAACACAGAUGAGAAAGACAACAGACAUCGAUGGAUACUUUUCUCAACAUUUUCAAAGGAAAAAGAAAAUGCCAGAAGCUGAUUUACUGGAGAUCCCAGAAGGAUGGAAAGAACCUAAAUUUACAAAAGAAGAUAACAAGUUUGGUGUUGUAGCUAAAAGUUCUUUUGCUACACUGUUCCCAAAGUACAGAGAAAAGUAUCUGCGAGAAUGCUGGCCAUUGGUGCAGAAAGUGCUGGAUAAUUAUAGUAUUUGUGCUGACCUUGAUGUUGUGGAAGGAAGCAUGUCAGUUCGCACUACGAGAAGAACAUGGGAUCCUUACAUGAUUGUUAAAGCUCGGGAUCUCAUCAAACUGUUAGCAAGAAGUAUGCCGUAUGAACAGGCUGUCCGUGUGUUGGAUGAUAAUGUAGCCUGUGACAUCAUCAAGAUUGGUUCCAUGGUGCAGAGUCGAGACCGGUAUGUGAAGAGACGCCAGAGACUCAUUGGACCGAACGGUUCAACUCUGAAGGCAAUUGAGUUGCUGACAAGCUGCUAUGUUUUAGUUCAAGGAAACACAGUGUCCUGUCUUGGACCACACAGAGGACUUAAAGAGGUCAGGAAGAUUGUUGAAGACACCAUGAAAAAUAUUCAUCCAGUUUAUAACAUAAAGACGCUGAUGAUUAAAAAGGAGUUGGCCAAGGAUCCCAACCUGAAAUAUGAGAGCUGGGACCGGUUUUUGCCGCACUUCAAGUCAAAGAACAUCAGCAAGAGGAAACAACCCAAGAAGAAACACGUCAAGAAGGAAUACACGCCUUUCCCUCCUCCUCAGCCACAGAGUAAAGUUGAUAAGGAACUGGCAUCUGGAGAAUAUUUUAUGAAGGAAAAGGAGAGGAAGAUAAAGAAAAUGCUGUUAAAAAGGGAACAGCAGAAGCUAAGUGAAGAAAAGCAAAAAGAGAAGAGAUCAAAGUCACUGAUUGCACCAAAGGAACCUGUACAUGUUAAAAAGUCUGUCACCCAAACAUCAGGUGAUGUUGAUAUUCCAGCUUUGAAGAAAAAGUUGAAGAAGAUGCAGAAAAAGAAGAAACGCUGAUGAGAAUGAUAGCAUGUGUGUAUCACUUCUGAUACUGAACGAUAUGACCGUGUGCUGUCCAAAUGUCUUAUAGUGGUGAUGGAAACUCAAGAUUCUUUGAAAAAACUAUCUAAAGAAUACCUGCUUCACUUGGUGCAGUUUCACAGACACUGAAGACAGAUACAGAGUUGAUAUGGUUUUAAACUUGCCUCAGCUUAUGGACAUUGUAUAUAUCAUUUUAUUAUCCACCUAGUUCAAGAUUUACAGGGAAAUAAAUCAGUAUGAUACA